Elephantulus edwardii (Cape elephant shrew) is the source of this 3804-nucleotide messenger RNA. It is a transcript of the gene ZC3H7A, whose product is annotated as zinc finger CCCH-type containing 7A. The coding region runs from base 163 to 3078 and encodes 971 amino acids. Gene Ontology annotation, biological process: miRNA processing. The record is from RefSeq and is a predicted model, not a curated record. Gene Ontology annotation, molecular function: protein binding; miRNA binding; metal ion binding. Lineage: Eukaryota; Metazoa; Chordata; Mammalia; Macroscelidea; Macroscelididae. The transcript is spliced from 22 exons.
GCCAUCAAGGAACCUAGAGGCAAGCUGAGAGAGGAGCAUGUCCACAGCUAAUUGUGUGGCCUGGAUGUUUCUAUUGGGGUCUAGGGGCCCUGGUGCCGUGGGUAACAUUCUGCCUUGUUUCUUUCCAGAUUGCGCAUUUAGAACGUGGAUGUGCAGGAUAACAUGUCCAGUGUGUCCGAGGAGAGAAGAAAAAGGCAGCAGAACAUUAAGGAAGGACUGCAGUUCAUAGAGUCACCGCUGUCUUACCCGGGAACACAGGAACAAUAUGCGGUAUAUCUACGUGCCCUUGUGAGAAAUCUUUUUAAUGAAGGAAAUGAUGUCUUCCGGGAAUGUGAUUGGAAAGGCUCGAUAAGCCAGUACACAGAAGCUUUAAAUAUAGCUGAUUAUGCAAAGUCUGAAGAAAUUAUAAUCCCUCAGGAAAUCAUUGAAAAAUUGCAUGUCAAUCGUAUUGCCUGCUAUUCUAAUAUGGGUUUCCAUGAUAAAGUGUUAGAAGACUGUGAUACAGUCCUCGGCUUAAAUGCCAGUAACUGUAAAGCUCUGUAUCGGAAAUCUAAGGCCCUAAGUGAUUUAGGAAAAUAUAAAGAGGCUUAUGACGCUGUGGCCAAAUGCUCGCUAGCCGUGCCUCAGGAUGAACACGUAAUAAAACUAACUCAAGAACUAGCUCAGAAAUUGGGAUUUAAAAUAAGGAAAGCAUAUGUUAGAGCAGAGCUCUCAUUAAAAUCACUUCCUAGAGAUGGCGCUGCCAAGGCUUCGAGCUGUUCAGUGGAAGAUAUCGAGCCAGACUUACUAGCUCCAAAGCAAGAAACUGUUCCAGUGGUUUCUCUGCCAGCAUCCAGUUUUCCCCAUGAAGUUGGAAGCGAAUUGGCCUCCAUUUCCGUUGUGCCCCUGACUUCCCUUCUGCCCCUGCAAGUAGAAGAGAGUGCCCUGCCAUCCGCAGCGUUGGCAAACGGGGGGAAGAUUCCCUUCACCAUGCCUGACGCCUUCUUCGAUGAUGGAGAUAUGGUCCUUGGAGAGGAAAUAGACGACCUCCUAGAUUCUGCACCAGAAACGAAUGAAAGUGUCAUGCCAUCAGCGCUAGUGAGAGGACCCCUUCCGACGCCUGCCGCUGUCUCUCCUAGCAUGUUCCCAGCCUCUUUGCUAGGAGCCUUGCAUGUUGGUGCAAGGUAUACACCUCCACCUUCCUUUUCAGAACUGUAUCCACCCCUGACUUCGUCUUUAGGAGAUUUUUGUUCCUCUUUGAACUCAUUUUCAAUGAGUGAAUCCACUCGAGAUCUGCCCACCUCAACUUCUAGAGAGGGAACACCGCUUAACAACACAAAUUCUUCCCCUUUACUUAUGAAUGGACCAGGUAGUUUGUUUGCUCCUGAGAGUUUACUGGGCAUUUCAACUCCAUCUAAAAAUGACUUUGGAAACUUUUUUGGAUGUGCAGUCAGUAAGCCAUCUCCGUCGGUGCUGCCAAGACAUCCCCUUGAAGGAACCCAUGAAUUGAGACAAGCUUGCCAGAUCUGCUUUACAAAAACAGGCCCUAAGUUAAUGGAUUUCACUUACAAUGAUAAUAUAGAUCAUAAAUGUAAGAAAGAUAUUUUAAUUGGUAGGAUAAAGAAUGUUGAAGAUAAAUCAUGGAAAAAGAUACGACCAAGACCAACAAAAACUAAUUAUGAGGGACCAUAUUAUAUAUGUAAAGAUGUGGCUGCUGAGGAAGAGUGCAGAUAUUCAGGCCACUGCACAUUUGCUUAUUGCCAAGAAGAGAUUGAUGUCUGGACACUGGAGCGGAAAGGAGCCUUCAGUCGAGAAGCUUUCUUUGGUGGCAAUGGGAAGAUAAACCUGACAGUGUGCAAACUUCUCCAAGAGCACCUGGGAGAAUUUAUAUUCCUUUGUGAGAAAUGUUUUGAUCAUAAGCCUAGAAUGAUAAGUAAAAGAAAUAAAGAUAAUUCUACUUCUUGUUCCCACCCGGUUACAAAGCAUGAAUUUGAAGACAAUAAGUGCCUUGUCCACAUUUUGCGAGAGACAACGGUAAAAUAUUGCAAAAUCCGUUCUUUCCACGGCCAGUGUCAGCUUGACUUAUGUCGGCAUGAAGUUCGAUACGGCUGCCUGAGGGAGGACGAGUGCUUCUAUGCGCACAGUCUUGUGGAGUUGAAGGUCUGGACAAUGCAGAAUGAAACAGGUAUCUCACAUGAUGCUAUUGCCCAAGAAUCUAAACGAUACUGGCAACAUUUAGAAGCAAGCAUGCCAGGGGCUCAGGUACUUGGCAAUCAAAUAAUGCCUGGAUCUCUUAAUAUGAAGAUAAAAUUUGUAUGUGCCCAGUGUUUGCGAAAUGGUCAAGUCAUCGAGCCAGAUAAAAACAGAAAAUACUGCAGUGCUAAAGCAAGGCAUUCGUGGACCAAAGACCGUCGUGCGAUGAGAGUGAUGUCUAUUGAACGUAAGAAGUGGAUGAACAUCCGUCCUCUCCCCACAAAGAAACAAAUGCCUUUACAGUUUGAUUUGUGCAAUCAUGUUGCUUCUGGGAAAAAAUGUCAGUAUGUUGGAAACUGUUCAUUUGCUCACAGUCCCGAGGAACGAGAAGUGUGGACGUAUAUGAAAGAGAAUGGAAUACAAGAUAUGGAACAAUUUUAUGAACUCUGGCUAAAGAGUCAAAAAAAUGAAAAAAGUGAUGAUCUAGCCAGCCAGUCAAACAAGGAGAAUGGAAAACAGAUCCACAUGCCAACAGAUUAUGCUGAAGUGACUGUGGACUUUCACUGCUGGAUGUGCAGGAAGAACUGUAACAGCGAGAAGCAGUGGCAAGGCCACAUCUCUUCAGAAAAGCAUAAGGAGAAGGUAUUCCACACUGAAGACGACCAGUACUGUUGGCAGCACCGCUUUCCCACGGGAUAUUUUAGUAUUUGUGAUAGGUAUAUGAAUGGGACGUGCACUGAAGGCAGCAGCUGUAAAUUCGCGCACGGCAACGCUGAACUUCAGGAGUGGGAGGAGAGGCGAGAUGCCCUAAAGAUGAAGCUCAGCAAAGCAAGAAAAGAUCACUUAAUUGCUCCAAAUGAUAAUGACUUUGGAAAAUAUAGUUUUUUGUUUAAAGAUUUAAACUAAUAUGCUGGCUUUUAUGUAUGUUACCUAAUCAGAGCAUUGACCAGAAACAUUGAAAAUGUUCCAAGGCAGGGAGCAGAGGGGCCGCCGGCUCUCUGCUUGUAUUGGCGUACAUCGUUCCUCCUGAGCAGCAACCCACAGUAGGUAGGAAAAAGGGCUGUUUAACAGUAUCUGGCCACGCCCUCGCGGAACCAUUGGCCUCAAGGGCCGAAGUGACCAUCUUCUGGUUGCCAUCUGUUGAACAGACUUUUGGAUGAAGUGUUUUGAGGAAGAGGCUAAGGUUGUGUCAAGGACAACUCCUUGAGUUGGUCCCUCAGACAAGACCCAUGGUAAGCGAGUAAACAUUUGUACUGGGAUCAGAAUACGUAAGGGAUGAAAUUCUUUCCAUGUUUUAGCAGCACAAAUUUGUUUCAUAAAGUUUGCUACUUAUCUGUAUGUAGGUUGCUAAAAAGGAUUUUCUUAACUCAGAUCUUAAGCCAAAUAACCAUUUAACACUAGUAUACGUUAAAUGGGGUAUUUUUCUGUUUUUAUAUGUUUCACUAUAAUAAAGGAACUGAAGAUAUUGUGCAUUGAAAAUAUUUUGAGGAAAAAAUCAGUUGACUCAAAAAUUUUUUUCUUGGUCUUUUGCUGUUUAAAUGAUGAUUUUGAAAGAUUAAAGUUGUAACGUUGGUAUCGUGUAGUGUAUGGACCAAUACUGCCUGUAAUAAAGAUUUUAUAUAUAAAUGUUUC